UGACAUAGGGAGCACUAGAGAGGAUAAGUGUCUUGUUCUGUCUGCUUGGGAAAUUUAUGGGGCUUUAAAUUUUCACCGGGACACGGAUUCACCAAAGGGGGCCAGCGAGGUUUUUCUGUCCAUGUGUUCCAGAUGAGAAGAGAGUGAGCAGAGAUUUUGUGAACUGCCCUCAAAUAUAUUUUGCAGGUGCAUGGUUCUCAUUGCUAUUGAAGACAAAUUUUGUCUUAGCUGUGAACUUGCCCUGCAAUAUAGGAACAAUGACUGUUUCCAAUGCCAAAUCUGGCACAGCUAUGCAGCAGGUGCUGGACAACCUCAAAGAGCUGCCGCCUUCUACAGGAGCCAAAGACAUCGACCUCAUCUUCCUCCGUGGCAUCAUGGAGAGUCCCAUCGUUCGUUCCCUCGCUAAGGCCCAUGAGCGAUUGGAAGACGUUAAGCUGGAGGCGGUUCAAAGUAAUAACGUGGAGCUAGUGAGUGAGAUCCUGUCUGAUAUGAGUAGUCUGAUCAUUCGGGAUGAAAGUGCAGCAGAACUCUCUAACAUCCUGAAGGAACCGCAUUUCCAGUCCUUGUUGGAAGCUCAUGACAAGGUGGCCUCUAAAUCAUAUGAAGCUCCUCCCACCAGCACCAAUUCCACCAGUAUGUCCAGCUCAUCCCUCAUGCCGGCUGACACGGUUCGCAUGAUCAGCAUCCAGAAGAAGGCCGGAGAGCCUCUUGGUGUAACAUUCCGGGUGGAGGAGGGUGACCUUGUCAUCGCGCGUGUUUUGCAUGGCAGCAUGAUUGACAGGCAGGGGAUGCUGCAUGCAGGUGAUGUCAUCCGAGAGGUAAACGGCCGAGAGGUGGGCAAAGACCCCAUGGCAUUACAGCACAUGUUGAGGGACUGCAACGGAAGCAUCACACUCAAAAUCCUCCCGAGCUACAAGGACACACCUCCACCCGCACAGGUGUACCUGAAGCCACAUUUUAACUACAAUCCUGACACAGACAACCUGAUCCCAUGUAGAGAGGCGGGUUUGGCUUUCUCCAAAGGAGACAUUUUGCAUAUAGUGAACAAGGAGGACCCCAACUGGUGGCAAGCAUGUAACAUAAAUGGAGGACGUACUGGUCUGAUUCCCAGUCAGUUUCUGGAGGAGAAGAGGAAAGCAUUUGUAAGGAGAGACCUGGACGGAUCAGGAAUCCUUUGUGGGACACUAACAGGAAAAAAGAAGAAAAAGAAAAUGAUGUACUUAACGGCAAAGAAUGCAGAAUUUGAUCGGCAUGAGUUGCAGAUCUACGAGGAAGUAGCAAAGAUGCCUCCAUUCCAGAGAAAAACUCUUGUUCUGAUUGGUGCACAGGGUGUAGGCCGUCGAAGCCUCAAGAACCGACUGAUUGUGUUAAACCCGUUGCGAUAUGGAACUACUGUACCCUUCACGUCUCGGCAUCCCCGUGAUGAUGAAAAGGAUGGGCAGUCGUACUGCUUUGUAUCACGGGAAGAGAUGGAGAUGGACAUCAAGGCGAGUCGAUACCUUGAGCAUGGAGAAUAUGACGGAAAUCUGUAUGGAACCAAAAUGGACUCGAUCCAUGAAGUUGUUCGAGCAGGACGCACUUGCAUCCUGGACGUCAACCCUCAGGCGCUGAAGGUACUGAAGACAUCAGAGUUUAUGCCAUUCGUGGUUUUCAUCGCUGCCCCAGAGCUCGACACAUUACGGGCCAUGCACAAAGCUGUGGUGGAUGCUGGAAUCACAACCAAGUUACUGACGGAAACGGACUUAAAGAAAACCGUGGAUGAAAGUGCUAGGAUCAAGCGGGCCUACAAUCACUACUUUGAUCUGACUAUAGUUAAUGACAAUCUGGACAAGGCCUUUGAGAAACUGCAGGCGGCUGUGGAGCAGCUGACCACACAACCACAGUGGGUCCCUGUCAACUGGGUUUACUGAGACGAACACCAUCAUCAGCGGAGGCACCACUGAUAGGUCAGCGGCACAGAACACAAGUUACCCAUCAGUCCCUAUGCAAAUGUACACUAGCAUCUAGUCAUGACUGACAUAAGGGAAGUGUACUUAUUUAUUAACUCUUUUUUUUUUUUUUUUUUUAAUCAUUCUACUGACUAAACAUACUGAGAAGAAUGUUACUCUGAGGGACGGAAACACAUAGGAAUAUUCUGGAAUGACUCGUCAUGAAUUAUUUUUCCAUUGAAAUAUAUAAGCUGCAUUACAGUAUUUAAAGCAGGCUCUGUUUUCCUGUUCCUAUCAUUUUUGUUUGUUACAAAUGUUGGUUUACAGUGCAGAAAUCAUCUCCUCAUCUUUCUAAAAGGGGUGCUCAUAUCAAUGGGUCACUACAGUAGGUCAGAAUUUGAGCAGCUUUAUAGUUUAGCUAAGUUGUAAGUCUUUAUUAGUGUUAAUGUUAGUUAGUUUCCUCGAUUUGGAUUUAAGAAGAGCUUGAAUAACAUUAGUUUGAAGUGAUCAUGAUAGCACUUUAUUUUACAGCCCUGUUCUACAUGUAUGUGCAAUGUACUUACUGUAAUAAUUAGGUACUAAGCCUGAACCUAAGUGUACUUUAAAAGGCUUUGUGUUAAUCUGUGCACAUAGGCUUAAAGUAUACUCCGUUUGAUAACAUUCUUAACAACAUUUAAGUUUCAUCUAUUUCCCCCCUCCAGUUAUGAGCAAUCAAAUUUCUAUGUACCCUGUUAAUGUUGAGAUGUUUGAAAAAGAUCCCUGUCUGCAUUGAUUGAUUAUUAUGUUUUAAAGACUGUGAACAGUGACUCGGGCCAGUAUUGCCAUCUUGUGGACAAAUUAAUUAGUACAAAAAUGCAAGCUGCGUUGAUGAGCUUUGUGUACAGAGUAUGCUUUAGAAAAUAAACGGUUGAGAAAAUUCUAGACACAUGCACAAACUCUGUAUGCAGACUUAUGAAAUGUCUGUGAGUGUACUGUAUGCAUUUGUUUCUGAAGUUUCUAUGGGUAUGUAUUUAAACCAAAGUGUACUUCAAGCUUAAGUGGCGAUUCACACAGAACAUAUUUAGCGUUUUACUGCAUUGUAUUUUAACAGCUUGAUAUACUUCAGUAUGUGACACUGUCCAAAAAACAAACAAACAGAAAAACAGUGUGGUGCUUGAAUUGGAUAUGCAAAUUUCUGAUUUCAUAACAUGCGAGCUGGCAUUAUCAAGGGUCAUACACAUGGAAAAAAACAAAACUGAAAGAUAUCUUUAGUCCAAAAGCUUCUAAAGUUUUUUUAGAAAAGUGAAAGAUAAACCUACAUAGAAUCAUUUUUUUUUUUAAAUAUGUAUUUAUAAGAUCAGUUACCUGCUGAAAAAAACUGCUUAAGUUGUUUAACUGGUUUUAGCUGGUUAACCAGCCUGGUUUUAGAGGGGUUUUGGCCAUUUCCAGCCUAGUCUUAGUUGGUCAGGCUGGAAAAUGAAAAGCUAAAACCAGCUUGACAAGCCUGAUAUAAGCUGGACGUAGCUGGUUUUAGCUGGAAUGGCCAAAACCCCUCUAAAAUCAGGCUGGUCGACCAGCUAAAACCAGCCAACCAUCCUAGGCUAGUUUAAGCAGUUUUUUCAGCAGGGUUAUAGUUCAUUAAUAUCGCAUAAGCAAAUGAUUUUAGUACAACAUUGAGAUGGAUUUUAAACAAUUACAACAGUCACAUUUCAGCAACACUAUAUGAAUAUAGUCAAAAUAUUGUAAAGUUAUAAGCUAUGGCAAAAUAUUAGUCAAAGUUGCUAGAAUGAAAUCUGUUCUUGAAAAAAUUAUUUGACAUUUAAUUUUAAUUAUUUCCUAAAUGAUGUUAAACAGAGCAAGGAAAUUUUCACAGUAUGUCUGAUAAUAUUGUUUCUUUUGAAGAAAGUCUUAUUUGUUUUAUUUCGGCUAGAAUAAAAGCAGUUUUCAAUUUUCAAAAAAAAACAUUUUGAGGUCCAAGUUAUUAGCCCCUUUAAGCUUUAUAUUUUCUUUCAAUAGUUUACAGAACAAACCAUAAAAUGACUUGUACAAAAACUUGCCUAAUUACCCUAACCUGCCUAGUUAACCUAAUUAACCUAGUUAAGCCUUUAAAUGUCACUUUAAGCUUUAUAGAAGUAUCUUGAAAAAUAUCUAGUCACAUAUUAUUUACUGUCAUCAUGGCAAAGAUAAAAUAAAUCAGUUAUUAGAAAUGAGUCAUUCAAACUAUGUUUAGAAAUGUGCUGGGAAUUCUCUCCGUUAAACAGAAAUUGGGGAAAAACAUAAACAGGGGGGAUAAUUCAGGGGGCUAAUAAUUCUGACUUCAACUUCAUACAUGCAGGGUGAAUCAAAAAGAAUACCACAACUUUGGAAAUCUGUAUUUAAUCAAAGAAACAUGAUGGAACCUUGGGUAAUUAAUCAAUGUAAAGAGUACUUGGUUGUUGUUUUUUUUCAGUAGAAAACAAGUUCAUAGAUGUUCAAUAUGACCCCCUCCAGACACUCGAGUGACAUCUACCGGAUACUCGAACUCAGUCCACACUCUCUGUAGCAUCUCGGGCUUAACAGAUAGCUGUAGUUAUUCCUCCUUUUAGUUCCUAAAUGUGAAAAUUCAGAACUUCCUUAAAUCGACGACAGAAAGAGCUUAACUGGUCUUCUCUUCUUUGCAGAGUUCUAUGUAUAUGGCAAUAAUCACACAAUUAUACUUAAAGAUUAAGUUGAAAAUGCCCCUACCUAGGCUGUAUCCAAAAUUGCCCCUUUAUCCUUGCCACAUUACAAUCAUUAUGAUUGUACCACUGAUGUACAGCCAACAGAGAACUCUCAUAAUGCAGUGAGUUUGUGCACCGAAUUAUUUUUUGCGUCUGACCAUAGCAUCCACAGUGGAAUCCAAUCAGCAAAAGUUUAAUGAUUUAAUUGUUAAAUUAAUAUCUGUAUAGUUAUCUAAGGGAUUGCAGCAAAGCACAAACAAAACAGCAUCCCUUUCUGUGCACUCAGUGCUACAGUUCACUCACUGGAUUUCAUUCACUGGACUACAUUAGUGAACUAUCAUAAGGAAUAAUGAAUGAGGAUAUGGGGGUGAAUUUGCAUACAGCACUUGACUCCAUUUUUCAUAUACAACACCUCUCUAGUUGGAUAAUAUUCAUCACAUUCUUCAAUUAUACAUUUUUAUCUGAUGUAUUAACUUUUAGUUUUGUACAUUUUAAGGCUUUUAAUAGACAAUUUAAUCUUCAUAAUAUUUAUGUUUAAUGGAAUGUAAAAGCUUUAAAACUUAACAUUUCAGAAUGCAGAUAAAACCUUAUCAUUCCAAACUGAUGUAUUGUGUGGCAAACAAAAAGCAAAAAUGUGUUCUGUGUCUAGCUGAUCUUGUGUUUCUCAAUACUGUCAAUUAGCUUAAGUAUAUUGCAAGUACAUGUACUGAAAAUAAAGUGCAACAAAUAUCACGGUUUUAAAGUCCCAGAGUUGUGAGCUCAGUCAUUGUGUUGCUUGUAUGUCACAGUAUAAAGAACCAGCGCUGUAUUUUGCUAAGAUUGAUUCAAACUGGCACAGGCUGACAUGAACUAUAGACCAAGUGUGUCAUGAUCACAGCCUUCCUGGCCUCACUACUAGUCUUCUUGGUUGUAUGUAGGGAUGUACUGAUUUGUCUCUGGCGACUUGCUCCAGUGUGUUUUUCAAGGCUUGUGUAAUCACUUGAAAAUUCUAUAUUUUGCAAUACAGAGAGUUGUAUUUUCUGAAAUGAAACCGCUGUCUAAUAAAUUAAUCUUAAUUUUCAA
Molecule: messenger RNA, 5668 nt
Organism: Danio aesculapii
Lineage: Eukaryota; Metazoa; Chordata; Actinopteri; Cypriniformes; Danionidae
Gene: pals2a
Product: protein associated with LIN7 2, MAGUK p55 family member a
Exons: 14
Coding region: 258-1910 (550 amino acids)
Cellular component (GO): cell-cell junction; plasma membrane
Molecular function (GO): protein binding
Source: RefSeq, a predicted model, not a curated record